Messenger RNA from Aspergillus neoniger CBS 115656, 1062 nucleotides. RefSeq names its product guanine nucleotide-binding protein subunit alpha gpaA (gene gpaA). Gene Ontology annotation, cellular component: heterotrimeric G-protein complex. The record is from RefSeq and is a predicted model, not a curated record. Lineage: Eukaryota; Fungi; Ascomycota; Eurotiomycetes; Eurotiales; Aspergillaceae. Gene Ontology annotation, biological process: G protein-coupled receptor signaling pathway. Bases 1 to 1062 code for a protein of 353 amino acids. The transcript has 4 exons. Gene Ontology annotation, molecular function: G protein-coupled receptor binding; GTPase activity; G-protein beta/gamma-subunit complex binding.
AUGGGUUGUGGAAUGAGUACUGAAGACAAGGAGGGCAAGGCCCGUAACGAGGAGAUUGAGAACCAGCUCAAGCGGGACAAGAUGAUGCAGCGGAACGAAAUCAAGAUGCUGUUGCUAGGUGCUGGAGAGUCCGGAAAAUCGACCAUUCUCAAGCAGAUGAAGCUGAUCCACGAGGGCAGCUACUCCCGCGAUGAGCGCGAGUCCUUCAAGGAAAUCAUCUACAGCAACACCGUCCAGUCUAUGCGCGUCAUCUUGGAGGCUAUGGAGUCGCUGGAGCUCCCUCUGGAGGAUGCUCGCAACGAGUACCACGUCCAGACCGUCUUCAUGCAGCCUGCUCAGAUCGAGGGUGACAACCUGCCCCCGGAGGUCGGCAAUGCCAUUGGCGCUCUGUGGCGCGACAGCGGUGUUCAGGAGUGCUUCAAGCGGUCUCGUGAAUACCAGCUGAACGACUCCGCCAAGUACUACUUCGAUGCCAUCGACCGUAUCGCGCAGCCUGACUACCUCCCCACCGACCAGGAUGUCCUCCGCUCUCGUGUCAAGACCACCGGUAUCACCGAGACUACUUUCAUCAUCGGUGAUUUGACCUACCGCAUGUUCGACGUCGGUGGCCAGCGUUCGGAACGUAAGAAGUGGAUACACUGCUUCGAGAACGUCACCACGAUCCUUUUCCUGGUCGCCAUCUCCGAAUACGACCAGCUGUUGUUCGAGGACGAGACCGUCAACCGUAUGCAGGAAGCGCUUACCCUGUUCGACUCCAUCUGCAACUCCCGGUGGUUCGUCAAGACUUCCAUCAUUCUCUUCCUGAACAAGAUCGAUCGUUUCAAGGAGAAGCUGCCCGUCAGCCCUAUGAAGAACUACUUCCCCGACUACGAGGGUGGUGCCGACUACGCCGCCGCCUGCGACUACAUCCUCAACCGCUUUGUCUCUCUCAACCAAGCCGAGCAGAAGCAGAUUUACACUCACUUCACAUGUGCUACGGAUACCACACAGAUCCGUUUCGUCAUGGCCGCAGUUAACGACAUCAUCAUCCAAGAAAACCUGAGACUGUGUGGUCUGAUCUAA